This is a messenger RNA of Bombyx mori (domestic silkworm), 1344 nucleotides long. RefSeq names its product glutamine synthetase 2 cytoplasmic. Gene Ontology annotation, cellular component: cytoplasm. The record is from RefSeq and is a predicted model, not a curated record. Lineage: Eukaryota; Metazoa; Arthropoda; Insecta; Lepidoptera; Bombycidae. Gene Ontology annotation, molecular function: glutamine synthetase activity. The transcript is spliced from 8 exons. The coding region runs from base 174 to 1262 and encodes 362 amino acids.
GACAGUCAUGUAAUAUUUUUUUUCAUUUAACCUAAUUUGGUAUUAAAUCAAUAAAUUUCAGUUACAAUUACAACAAUAUUAUAAUUUUAGGUUGAAGAAACAUUCUGCGUUCCGCCUUCAAGUCGCCGCCAUCAUCAGGAAAAAUAAAUUGUUAAAAGUUUCACUGUUUGACCAUGAAUUCCACACCGAUUGCUUUGAACAAAGCGGCGAUGCGCAAAUAUGAAGAUCUGGAGGUGCCCUGCGAUGCUAUUUUGGCAAGUUACGUGUGGUUGGAUGGUACUGGAAUUAACCUCCGGUCAAAGGACAGAACCUUUGACUUCAUACCUAAGGAUCAUAAAGAUUUACCGAUCUGGUACUUUGAUGGCAGCAAUACUGCGCAAGCUAACCCGGACAAUUCCGACACGUUUAUAUUCCCCGAAGUGAUUUACCACGACCCGUUUAGACGUGGAAACCACAUAUUAGUGUUAGCCGACACGUACCAGUUCAAUUAUCAGCCCACAUCGUCAAAUCACCGGAAAAACUGUACGAUAAUAUGCGAGAAGGGUGAAGUGGAGGAGCCCUGGUUUGGCUUUAAUCAAGAAUUCAUCUUGACAUCGUCUGAUGGACGUCCCCUAGGUUGGCCCGUUGGUGGAUUUCCCGCGCCUCCCGGGCCUUAUUACUGCGCCAUAGGGUCGGAUAAAAUAGUUGCGAGAGAUCUUAUGGAAGCCUUUUACAGGUGCUGUUUAUACGCUGGAGUUCAGUUAAAUGGAAUAAAUCCGGGAACGGUGCCCUCCCAGUGGAACUUCCAGGUCGGUCCAAGUCCUGGUAUUCGUGGAGCGGAUGAUUUAUGGAUGGCUCGGUACAUUUUAUCACGACUCGCCGAGGAGUACGGCACGGUGGCCUCCUUCGAACCACAGCCCACAGCGGAUUGGCCGGGAAACGGUACCUUUGUGUACUUUUCCACCAAGGACAUGAGAGAAGAUGACGGCAUAUUAGUGAUCGAGCGGGCUAUAGAUAAGUUGGCGCGUCGACACGGUGCCCACAUCAAUGAGUACGACGCUAACAAUGGGGCUGACAACGUGCGAAGGCUCGUCGGAAAAAAUGGAAUGCCACACAUCAGGGAUUUCACUGCAGGUGUGGCUAAUCGGAGUUGUUGCGUCAGGAUACCUCGGCAAGUUUCCGAGGACAAGCGGGGCUAUCUAGAAGAUAGGCGACCCGCAGCUAACGCAGACCCGUACCGCAUCAUAUCAAUUAUGCUCAAAACUUGUAUUUUUGAUGAGUGAUCGCUUCACGAAAUUCAUUCAAAGAAACAAGGCUUAAGCUUGCUAAAAAUAAACAUGAAAAUAAAAAAAAACUAUUUUACUA